CUGUGGCAGUACGUCCUCACCGUGUGGGCCCAGCUUCAAGUAAGUUCCUUGCACAGACAACUCGCCAGCUCUCUUACGCUACUGAGUAAUCUACCACGUCCACGAUGAGCCCUGCACUGAGCUCUGUCAAGGCGCCGCUCGAGUACAUCCCCGUCAUGGACCCCUUUGCACCACCCAUGUCGCACCUCGAGGACGAUGCGUCGGUGCCCAUGGCCGGCGCCGUGGACAUGAACGGACUCCUUCUCGGGCGCUGGAAGACCGACAUCUUUGGCUGCUUCACGGACCUUGUGCCCAACUGCCUCAUGGCGACCUGCUGUCCGUGCAUCUCGCUCGCCCAAGUUCUCCACCGACUUGGUCUCUACUCGUUCUCGUCGACGCUGAUUGCGUUCGGCAUUCUCUACGCCACAUACCUCGUUGCGACGAUGCUCUCGUCGUCUGUGCACCAAGCUUGCGUCUAUGACGGCAUCGUCGUCACAUGCACGGCGUCGUGGAACCCGUGGCCGGCCGUGAGUCUCUUCUUGGCCGUCUGUAUGCGCGGGCUGCUCAUGCACACUCGGACGCGGGUACGCGGCCUCUUUCAGAUUCCCGGUAGCGCAAUUGAAGACUGUCUCUGCGCGUGCUUCUGCUCGUGCUGCAUGCUCGCGCAACUCGCUACGCACACGGAUGCGUACACUGCGGCACAAUGCGAGUUCGGACCGAAAGACACACUGCCCGGGUACCACGCAUAACUUCUCACUGUCGAGCCAACUAAUUGUGUACGAAUUCGUUUCAAAAUGCGAGCUUGGUGUCGAAGUAGCACAGCUCGAGGUGUGCAAUGUGCACGCACGGCUGCUCCCAUCUCGCGCACGUCGUCAUACUGGCAGGAGCUUUUUUACCGGAAUACACGUAGAAGCAGAAGCAGCCAGACCGCAGAAAACUCUGAAACGACCUCAUCUCCC
Saprolegnia diclina VS20 is the source of this 938-nucleotide messenger RNA. RefSeq lists its product as hypothetical. The transcript has a single exon. Bases 105 to 728 code for a protein of 207 amino acids. The record is from RefSeq and is a predicted model, not a curated record. Lineage: Eukaryota; Oomycota; Saprolegniomycetes; Saprolegniales; Saprolegniaceae.